AUGGAUCAAGCAAUAUCUACGAUGACAGCGAAUAUUUCUUCGUUUCUCCAAGCUCACAAAACAAGCAUACUUGGCGCAGCUGCUAUCGGAAGUUUAGCACUGGGUUUAGGUGUUUACAAGCUCAGCGCGCGGACGGGUAAAGUUACUCCACGCGUGUACGAUCCAGCUAUUAAAGAUGGCUACAUCCCACUAGCAGAUUAUCCAGAUAUGCGCCAGUAUAACAACCUAAUGGCAAAGCAUCUGACGCCAAGGCUGUACGCUAAACUUCGAAACAGGAAGACGGCCACUGGCUUUACUUUGGACAAGGCAAUUCAAACUGGAGUAGACAACCCUGGACAUCCUUUUAUACUAACAGUAGGCGCUGUAGCAGGAGAUGAGGAGUCUUACGAAACUCUUGCUGAACUUUUCGAUCCGAUUAUCGAGGAGCGCCACAAUGGCUACAAGAAAACAGAUUUGCACAGAACAGAUCUUGACUCGUCCAAGAUUCGCGGAGGAAAGUUUGAUGGGAACUAUGUGUUGUCUUCUCGCGUGCGUACUGGAAGAUCGAUACGUAGGUUUAGUCUUCCUCCUCACUGCUCCCGCGCUGAGAGAAGAAAGGUUGAAAAAAUUGUUACCCGUGCAUUGGCGGGACUAACAGGUAUGAUGUUAAACCCGUUAGACCCAGGGAUGGGAGGAAUUUUAAAAUACUGCCAUUGGCCUAUAGCUAUACUCUUUCAGAGAACAAUUAAUAGAAGAAGCGUCCCCCAGGAGACAAAAGGUUGUACUACCAGAAAGUGAUGAGAGAUUGAUUUAAAACAUCCCUUUAUUAUAUACGUUUUUGAAUAUACUCAAUAGACGCUUUCACGUUUUCUUAAUCUGAAUUUUAACAAGAAACAGUUAGCGAAAAAAAACCCACCGACGUUGCUGGAAAGAACAAGUUAAAAAUUGGUAAACUUGUUGAGAGUUUUUGGCGGUCAGAAACUAGCGAAAACGGAAAAUCAAGCAUUCUGUGGCCCUGCAAAUUCGCGAAAUUUUAAAGACGUCUCUUACAUAAUUAUGUAAUAAUAAUAUUAAAAAUAUUAAUAUUAAAAUAAUAAAUAAUAUUAUGUAAUUAUUAUAAUAGGGUAUUUGCAUUAGAACCCGAUCACGAACCAGUAAAAUUGUUUAGGACGACAAUUGUACUAGAAAAAGAAAUAUUGUGAUAAUUUUUUUUACCUGGCAAUGGUGACUUUUGCCCAACUGGCACGUUUUUUUUAUCUUUUGCACCUGAAAUUUUCCUCACUAAGUCGAGAAUUUCCAUUUUUUCUUUUAUUCCCUGUUUUUCUGUGUUUAGUUGGUCAAUUCGUAAAAAAGUUUUUUAACUCCCCUUAUCAUUCAAGUUUGCAGUUUCGUGGAUUUUCAUCGCGGUUUCGCGUUUUUCUGUGAUUUAUUUGCGGUUUUNCAGGGAUGGGAGGAAUUUUAAAAUACUGCCAUUGGCCUAUAGCUAUACUCUUUCAGAGAACAAUUAAUAGAAGAAGCGUCCCCCAGGAGACAAAAGGUUGUACUACCAGAAAGUGAUGAGAGAUUGAUUUAAAACAUCCCUUUAUUAUAUACGUUUUUGAAUAUACUCAAUAGACGCUUUCACGUUUUCUUAAUCUGAAUUUUAACAAGAAACAGUUAGCGAAAAAAAACCCACCGACGUUGCUGGAAAGAACAAGUUAAAAAUUGGUAAACUUGUUGAGAGUUUUUGGCGGUCAGAAACUAGCCAAAAUGGAAAAUCAAGCAUUCUGUGGCCCUGCAAAUUCGCGAAAUUUUAAAGACGUCUCUUACAUAAUUAUGUAAUAAUAAUAUUAAAAAUAUUAAUAUUAAAAUAAUAAAUAAUAUUAUGUAAUUAUUAUAAUAGGGUAUUUGCAUUAGAACGCGAUCACGAACCAGUAAAAUUGUUUAGGACGACAAUUGUACUAGAAAAAGAAAUAUUGUGAUAAUUUUUUUUACCUGGCAAUGGUGACUUUUGCCCAACUGGCACGUUUUUUUUAUCUUUUGCACCUGAAAUUUUCCUCACUAAGUCGAGAAUUUCCAUUUUUUCUUUUAUUCCCUGUUUUUCUGUGUUUAGUUGGUCAAUUCGUAAAAAAGUUUUUUAACUCCCCUUAUCAUUCAAGUUUGCAGUUUCGUGGAUUUUCAUCGCGGUUUCGCGUUUUUCUGUGAUUUAUUUGCGGUUUUUAAUAGGCAUCAAUUGUCCCUUCUUCCACGUACAGCCGAAAUUCCACUGCCGGAGUGAUAUGGCUGUGCGCAUGCGCAAGGUACUGGUAGGUACUGAUAGGUGCCCAUUUAAAUAAGUAAUACUAUGCGGUAACAGACUAUUUGCAUUUUUUGACAACACGUUUAGGUGAUCUGUCGGGUCGAUACUAUCCACUCAGUGCUAUGACCGCAGAAGAACAACAGCAGUUGAUCGAUGACCACUUUCUCUUUGACAAACCAGUCUCCCCGCUUCUCACGUGCGCGGGCAUGGCACGGGACUGGCCUGACGCGCGCGGAAUCUGGCACAACAAUGACAAGAACUUCCUUGUUUGGAUAAACGAGGAAGAUCACACGCGCGUCAUCUCGAUGGAGAAGGGAGGAGACAUGCGCUCGGUGUUUGAUCGCUUUUGUCGUGGACUCAAUGAGGUUGAAAGACUCAUCAAGCGCCAGGGACAUGAGUUUAUGUGGAAUGAACAUUUGGGGUACAUUUUAACUUGCCCCUCUAACCUCGGAACGGGACUUAGGGCCGGAGUGCAUGUGAAACUACCACUUCUAUCGAAGGUAUUUACGAUAAUCAUCCGACUUGCAUAAAAUCAACUUUUUAACUGUGAAUACUGCAAUCUAACUAAGAACGAGAGAGAGAUCGAAGACUAGGUCGUCUUUAUUGACAGAUAAAGCGUACAACGCUAUCUUGUCCCCAGAUCUCAAACAUGAUUAGUGGCCUGAUAUUCCUGGGUAUUGACUCCAAUCGCUUCGCGCAGCGGAUUAUCGAAACACCACCAUUCUUUUCUUGCUUCCGAUGGAUUGAAACAUACUGCUGUGCAAUAGAGUACCGAAGUGUGACGUCAUAGAAAAUGAAAUUUGUGAAAUUAUGGGAUUUGUUAAGAUAUUCUGAAAGAACAACGUCCAAGACGCCUACUCGCCAAAAAUUAGUAAUUUGCGGCAAAUUGUCUCUGAGAUAUUAGCCCAGUUAUGCUCCGAUGACUCCAUACAAAUCCUUCUAAAUCUUACCUGGUUCCUAAUCUUAUGAACCAAGCCAAAUUUAGAAGGAUUUGUAUGGAAUCGUCACAGCAUAACUGGGCUAAUAUCUCAGAGAAAAUUUGCCCCGAAUUGCUAAUUUUUGGCGAGUAGGCGUCUUGGACGUUGUUCUUUCAGAAUAUCUUAACAAAUCCCAUAAUUUCGCAAAUUUUAUUUUUAUGACGUCGUCACUUCGGUACUCUAUGCCCUCAGCUCCUUGUCUAUGUUGACGACAUCUGAACAUAGAAAGGACUAGCUUUUUUCUUUCCACUUGAUAGAAACAGUUCCUUUGAUUACAUUUCUUCACACAUGUACCAGAAACGUCAAAACUAUUGAUCAGCUCUUGUGAGAAGUGUAAUCUCUCCUUUUUUUGUCCAGAAUCCACACUUUGAUGACAUUCUCGAAAAGUUGCGACUACAGAAACGUGGGACAGGUUCGUUUUCUUAUUAUUGUAUCUGACUUAUUUGUUGCAAUCUCUAACGAAAAACGAGCAUGUAUACACAGUAUACACAGUAAUUUCUAGGGAGUUAUUAUAACUCCAAAAAUGGAGUAAAAAUUUUAGAUACAGGAUAACCUUUUUGCGUGGUUACUUUAACUCCUCAGUAUUGACUCCAAAUCUGGGGUUGUUUUUACUCCUGAAAAAGAGUUCUUUAAACUGCUUUUUGGAGUUAAAAUAACUCAGAAAAAAAUAACUCCACUGUACGGGAGUUAAAUGAACCCUACUAGAGAAGUUAUCAAAACUCCUUGAAAAUUACUGUGAAAUUUUAACAGGCAUAAAGGAUUUCCGCCUGUCGGGCCAACAAUCGUCAAUAAAAACAAAGGCUUUCACCUCAGCAAGAGAACAGGCGUUAUUUAUUUACUAUUCAUCAUUUUUUACGUUCUUCAGGCAAGGGAAGGUAAGCGCAAGGUGGAAAUGUCUAGCAUUCUACCCCCACCUUGCCCUUGUCGUCGUAAAAAUGCAAACUGAAAAACCUAGGCCUGUUCUGAAGGCUACUUGAGACGGAAAGUCUGUACAGUGAGUGUAAUUAGGAGUUAUUCCGUAUCUUAAUCCAAAAACUAACCGUACUGUUCUAAAAGAAAAAGGAUGAACUUUGAUAUCGAAACUCCCCAACUUUCCCCAUCCAACCCUCCCAUGGAUGAGGCAAAGGUUGAACAAUGUUGCAAAAAUGAAAACAUUAUCGCCUGUUUCAGCAUCGCAUUCUUGUUCGCAUCUGAUCUAACAAACGUGCCUUUCUCACUUGAUAUGAAAUUCAGGUGGUGUUGACACUGCAGCCGAAGGAGGCGUUUUUGACAUCUCAAAUUUGGACAGACUUGGAUUCUCCGAGGUAGAGCUGGUCCAGAAAGUCAUCGACGGCGUCAAUCUUCUCAUCAUAAUGGAAAAGAGACUGGAAAACAACAGACCUAUGAACGAUCUCCUUCCUGGACAGACUCUUUCAUGACCAGACACGGACUGGAUAGUACAAAAGCGAUUGAACGGACAUGAAAAAGAAAAAAUAACAUUGCAGUUUUUCGUGGCAGUUUUUGCUGCUUUACGAGGGCAGAUAACUGUAUUUUAUUACUAUGUGAUGCCGACGUAACGCGUGCAGGUCACAAAU
Molecule: messenger RNA, 4808 nt
Organism: Porites evermanni
Lineage: Eukaryota; Metazoa; Cnidaria; Anthozoa; Scleractinia; Poritidae
Source: the annotation of a GenBank genome assembly